CUCCGGGGGGCGGCUCCGAGGCGGGGCGCUGGGGGCUGUGCCGGGCCCGCCCGCAGCCGGUUUGCCGCCGCCGCCGCGCCCCGUUCGCUGCCCGGGGGGGGGCGGGAGGUGGAAAAGAACGGCCUGCCCAAAUCCUGCCCUGCCCUGGGAGGCUCCUGCUCUCGGCUGGGGUCUCUGCAGCAUCUUGGCACCUGCAGCCCCCUGUGCCCAGCAGGCAGCGUGCCCAAUGUCCCGGGUUCCUGGAGCAAAGGUUGCUUAAGCAAGUGUGAAAGCUUGGGAGCCCUGCUUCUGCUCCUGUGCAAUCGCCAGCACUGUUUGAAAGGGAACAACCUGCCUUAUCUUGGUUGCAAAAUCUGGCUCACCUGACCAUUGAUCAGUGAAUCUGCAGUGCACUCAGUCACAGGAGAAGAGAGAUCUGAACCCACGGGGCUGUGAAGAAGACAAGUUUGCAGCUACUUUUGCCUCUGCAGCCUUUGUAAAGCUCCUGUGUGACUCAGUGUUACUGGGUGAGCCUCAUCUCUCCCAAGAUGCUGAGAAGAGUGCUGUGUACCAUGUUUUUCAUGGGAGCCUUGCCAUCGCCGGCUGAGAUGUCCCAGGGCCACAUCUCCGUGGUCUUGCUGGGAGCCACAGGUGAUUUGGCCAAGAAGUAUUUGUGGCAGGGCCUCUUCCAGCUCUACAUGGACCAAGUGAGCAGUGGCCACAGCUUCACUUUCCACGGGGCUGCGCUGACAGCUCUGGAACCAGGGCAGAAGAUGAUGUUUGAUGUGCUGAAGAAGCUGGCCUGUCCCCCGGAUGAGGCUCCGGACAGAUGUGCUGUGCUGAAGGACCAAUUCUUGAAGCUGAGCCAGUACCACCAGCUGAAGACCGCCGAGAACUACACUGUGCUCAACAGGGAGAUCGAGGUGCUGCUUCGCCAGGAGGGCCUGAAGGAGGCUGGAAGAAUCUUCUACUUCUCAGUACCUCCGUUUGCCUACACGGAGAUCGCCCGGCACAUCAACAGCAGCUGCAGACCCCCUCCGGGCGCCUGGCUGCGUGUGGUGCUGGAGAAACCUUUUGGCCACGACCUGGAGUCGGCCCAGCAGCUGGCUGCAGAGCUGACGAGCUUCUUCAGGGAAGAGGAGAUGUACAGGGUGGACCACUACUUGGGCAAGCAGGCUGUAGCCCAUAUCCUGCCUUUUCGAGACCAGAACCAGGAGUUUCUGGAUCCCAUCUGGAACCGACAUCAUGUGGAAAGAGUGGAGAUUGUCCUGAAGGAGGUUGUGGAUGCCAAAGGCCGCACCAGCUUCUACGAGCAGUACGGAGUCAUCCGGGAUGUGCUGCAGAACCACCUCACCGAGGCCCUGAUGUUCCUGACCAUGGAGCUCCCGGGCAACCUGAGUAGGACCGAAGAAGUCUUGCAGUGCAAGCUGCAGGCCCUCCGGUCCUUGCGGGGCCUGGAGAAGCACAGUGCUGUGUUGGGUCAGUAUCAGGCGUACGCCAGCCACGUGCAGGAGGAACUGAAGAAGGGACAGGACUAUGUCAGCACGACACCAACCUUCGCAGGUGUGCUCGUUCAGAGUGACAGCCUGCGUUGGGAAGGGGUCCCUUUCCUCCUCACUUCUGGGAAAGCCCUGGAUGAACGGGUAGGUUACGUCCGUGUUCUCUUCAAGAACCGGGCCUACUGCACGCAGAGCGAGACGCUGCGGGACGCAGGGCACAGCCAGUGUAAAGCCAAGCAGAUCAUCUUCUACAUCGGACAUGGCGCACUCAACACCCCUGCAGUGCUUGUGAGCAGGAACCUUUUCAGGCCUGUCAUGCCAAAAAGCAGUUGGAGAGAAGUUGUAGGUCAGCCAGAGCUGCAUGUUUUUGGACAACCGCUGUCUGAUUACUACGUGUACAGCCCUGUGAAGGAGAGAGAUGCGUAUUCUGUCCUUAUUUCCAACAUAUACCACGGCAGGAAGGACUUCUUCAUCACCACCGAGAACUUGCUGGCCUCCUGGGCCUUCUGGACACCGCUGCUGAACAGUAUUUCUCGCCAGCCCCCGCGCCUCUACCCUGGUGGGGUGGAGAACCAAAACCUCUUGGACUUUGAAAUGGUGAGCGGGGAGCUGGCGUUCACGGCGGCAGAGCCGGUGGAACUGCUGCACCCCGACAGGUCGAUGCCAAGUGAUUUCAAGACAAUCCAGUCCAAAUUUCGGCAAAGCCCCUUGGUGUCAAUGUGGUCCGAGGACCUGAUUUCCCAGCUGGCUUCUGAUGUUGAGAAGGCAGCAAACAGGGCUGUGGCAGGCUCUGGGCAGUUCCACCUGGCUUUGUCCGGCGGCUCAAGCCCCGUGGCCCUAUUCCAGCGGCUGGCAAGGCACCAUUAUGCCUUCCCGUGGAGGCACACCCACAUCUGGCUGGUGGAUGAGCGCUGCGUCCCCCUCACUGACCCGGAGUCCAACUUCUUCAGCCUGCACAGCCACCUCCUGCAGAGCAUCAGGGUGCCCUACUUCAACGUCCACCCCAUGCCUGUGCACCUGAACCAGCGGCUCUGCGUGGAAGAGGAUGGAGGCACGGAGCUUUAUGCCAAGGAGAUCGCGGCCCUGGUGGCCAAUUCCAGCUUUGACCUGGUGCUGCUGGGGCUGGGCACUGACGGGCACACCGCCUCGCUCUUCCCCGACUCUGAAAACGGCCUGGAAGGGACUCAGGCUGUGGUGCUGACCGAAAGCCCCAUCAAACCUCACCAAAGGAUGAGCUUCAGCCUGUCCCUCAUCAACAAAGCCAGGCAGGUGUUCGUGCUGGUUGUGGGGAAGGGCAAGCACGAUAUCACCACCCAGAUCAGCAGGGUGGGCCGGCAGCCAAGGAAGUGGCCUAUCUCGGGUGUCAGCCCCAGCUCUGGCCAGCUGGUGUGGUAUGUGGAUUAUGAAGCUCUGCUUGGGUGAUGUCCUCCGUGUCCCUCCUCCCUCGUCUGCCUGGAUUUUCCUACACAGCGUCCAUGUUUUCCUGUUGCCAGCAGCAGCUUUAUCUCUGACGGGCUCCUCUAACCUUCUGGGGAAUUGGUGGCCUGUGGUGCCUCUGACAUUUGAGCUCAGCUCAGUGUGCAGAGCUAAGCAGGAGUCCAGGCAGCAUUGCUGGCUCUGCCAGACUCAGACUGUGACUUUGGACACGUUACCUCACCUUGAAGUGCCUCAGUUUCCCCUCUCAGGAAUUUAUUAACGUUGAACUACCUCGCAGGCACAACGGGAGACUUGUUAUAUUAAGUACCUGCCAAUUCUUUUUUUGUUGUUGGUUUUUGAUUCUCAGGUUCAAAGACAGUAACGACAUCUCCGUCCUCUGCCCAGCUCUGCCUGGGACAGUCCUGGCCUCAGCAAAAUGAGUCUCAUGUGCACAUGGGUCUGCAGUCUUGUCCGUGCAGCCCGUCGUGGUGUCCACCAGCCACUGGCCUUGGCUGGGCUCUCUUGGAGCUUCUGUGGCUUGUGGCCCCUAAAUGCUGACACCGAUUUGUGAGCUCGCUGUAGUCCUGGGUCUUCACCAAUUGCCAAGCAGCAGGGUUUGAGCCUACACACAGUAAUUUACUGCUUUCCUUAAGUGGAUAGCUGGUAUCGUGGGGGAUGGAGAAGGAAACAAAACUGCUUCUGAGGCUGUUAGAAUAAUGGGGGCAGGCUGAGGAACAUGGCAGUUCCCAAAGCUGUUAUUUGCCUGCAGUGCAAUAAUUACUGAGGGAAAAGCUUGUUGUUCAGGGUAGUUGUUUGUGUUUAGCCAGCACAGGAGUGGUCUUUUCCUUAACUGUCCUCUCUUUUUGUUUCAUUCUCUGAAACAAUUUUUCUCUGUCCACAGAACUGAAGCUCACAGUGCCAUUCAGAGGCUUAUACAAUUUCUGUGGGAGGCAGCUUUAAAAACUACCCAUGUGUCCCUCAUGACAGCACACAUUAAGGUAGUUACGGUGUUUAGGGAUGGUGGUGUUGGGGUUUCAGCUCAAGGACGCUGACUUACAAGGAGAGGGAAUUUUCUCCGAACAUCUAUUUUGGGCACACAGAACUAACAUGCUGCAUCUCUGUGUAGACAGGACAAGGUUAAGUGAUUAUAGAAAUGUAUAGUGCAGCUGCUCACAGGGUUGGAGACAUCCAGUUCUACCUAGGGACCCUGCUCUUUCCAUCCUAAUUUUUACUUUCCCUACCACAAACAAAGGCUGUCUCUGCUUUCAUGAUAUCCCCAAGUACUCCGUGACCUUCUCUAAUGGGUAAGUUGCCGCAGCAAGCCAGAGUGCAGCUUGUAGAAAGGAAAUCAAGAUGGGAGAACGUGGGCUGAUGAUCCAGAUGGAGGCUUGGAGACAAACCUGCUCAUAUGGAGUGGCCCCAGAAGGAAACUGGAGCGUGGCUGUGGUCCUGGCUCCCAGCAGCGAGGAUGCUGCAUAGGAGCAGAGGCUAUUUCCAAAGGGAUCUUUGCCUUCCUCCUGGGAAUGCUGGACCUGCUUCCACAGAGAAGGAGCUGCUGGAUGGCUUGGGGGUGACUCAGGGACUGAAGUGCUGACACGAGAUGGCGCCCCGACCCCAAGGAGCAGCAGUGAGCUGUGUGGGCUGGGGUGGUGCCAGGCCUGGCCACGCCUUCCAGGCCCCUGAGGUUAAGUAGGGUCCUCAGGAGCUGGGCUUGGUGACACUUCACAGACCUACAAGUCUGCAGGACGGGGAAGGAAGGGGACUUUGUUUUAGACAGCUGGACAUUGGCCUCGAAUCCCCUGCUCGGGGGAUCUGAAUCCUAGUGGUGAGGAUGCAAAUGAAGGUGCAAGUAGCUGCUGUGGCCUGGCAGCACGUGAAGCAAGGUGGACAGGUCCAUCCAGCCUGUACUCCUCCCAGGGUCACUGCAUGGGAAAGGAUGGGGCUUGUGGUGGUGUGGCUGCCACAAAAGCUCACAUGGAGAAGAGACAUGAGUGCCUGAACUGGUCUGGUCUGGCAGAGGGGACGGCUGGUUAUCCAUUUUUAUGUGUGUGCUCAUGAAUAAGUUCACUACUGCCUGUUUCUCAGUUGCAGGCAGGCUUAGCUACCAGCACAAACACCCAAGGGUGAAAAAAAAUUGCAGGGGAAGAAGGUGGCAUGGGAGAGCAGGAGGAAGGCGAGCACUGCAGGCUCCUUGGAGCAGGACUUGCUGGAUAAGUGGGGUCUGGAAUAAGAGCACGCGCCUGAGGAGUUAACUGCAAUAACUCUUCUGGAAUAACUCUUCUUGUAGACGAGUGCUAGCAGACACUGGCUCCGAAAUAUACCACAGUGGCUGAAACAGCUGUGCAGAGGAAGAUGUUUUAGGUCUGGUAUGUCCAUAAAUUUAAACAGCAUUUUUCUUCUUUAAACAAAAGUAGCCGUGUAAACCUCAAUCUGGGUCUUGGGUGUUUGGGGUGAGGGAACAAGUUUUAAGGAAAAACUGACCUACGUGAGAAAAGCUUAUUCUUACACGUGACAGUUUGUUCCUACCUUACAGAUAACUGUGGCAUUGGUAUUUUCGUGUUUCUGCACACUAUUUUUAAUAAUGGUCCAGCACCUUUUGAAAUAAACACUUUUUAAAACAAAAAAAAAAGGGGGGGGGUUAUUUGCACUCUUAAACAAGCUUUUUCUUUUUUCCUCAGAGAGCAGCUGUUCUUUACAGCAAAAAAAAAGGGUUCCUUUGGGAAGUCUCUAAUAGAUCACCCCUAAAUUCAUCCUGGAUUUUAUGAAAAUCCAGUUAAAACGUCUGUGUUUUCCUCAGUGAACAUAGCUGACUGGGUUGUUUGUGUUUUUCUAGCACUGUAUAUUUUUUUUUUCCUCAGACAUUCCUUUUAAACCCUUUAAUACUUAGCAUUUGCCAAAUGAGAAAUAAAUAUUUUGUAAUGUAUAAAAAUUGUGACUGGUACAGGGAGAGACUGCGGAUGGGAAGAAGGGUGAAAUUAUUAACAAAUCUGUUGGAGAAGAAUGGUAGAAAUCCACUGGGCUGUAGGCCAGGGAAGCAGUGCUAUUUUUAUUUUGUAAAAGCUAUUAAUAGGAGGAGUGCACCUUCUUGAGAGCUUGAGUAUUAACCUUUCUUUGCAGAAACAAGUCCAUGGAGUAACUACUUAUUGUCUGUUCCCAUAAGUGAUUAUUGAUAACAAGUUUAUUUUUUUUAAAAUGGCAAAUAAUUUCUUCAUUACAUUCCUGUAAUUCAAUGGUGUGAUAUUUACUGUUUUACAGAAAACUUAACACUGGAAUUCACUUUUUCUCACUUUUAUAAAUCGAGCUGUAAAAUCA
Molecule: messenger RNA, 6206 nt
Organism: Anas platyrhynchos (mallard)
Lineage: Eukaryota; Metazoa; Chordata; Aves; Anseriformes; Anatidae
Gene: H6PD
Product: hexose-6-phosphate dehydrogenase/glucose 1-dehydrogenase
Biological process (GO): pentose-phosphate shunt; glucose metabolic process; pentose-phosphate shunt, oxidative branch
Cellular component (GO): endoplasmic reticulum
Molecular function (GO): 6-phosphogluconolactonase activity; NADP binding; glucose-6-phosphate dehydrogenase activity
Source: RefSeq, a predicted model, not a curated record